UCUCUCUUACCAACAAAAGUAAAGUGGGAAACCUUUUAAUAACGCAACCUCCCGAAAAAGAAUCCUUACAACAGUAUGGAUGUUUGCGUUCAAAGAAAAUAACAUAGCUGAAAAAAAGCAAGAAGACAGAAGAAAAAGACAAACAAAUAAAGGAUCACAGUGUGGUACCGCAUUGAAAGCAAGAAUCCGAUUGGCUGGUAUAUUCAGAGAUCAACGCAUCUGGAGCACGCAUCUAUCUUUACCAUAAAAUAAGACUAGUGUCUACGAGUGUUGUGUAUUAAAAGUGUUAACCAAUUUAAAGAAUAGAAUAUGUACAACUUGAUUGUCUUCAAAAUGAAGCAGGAUAUUCUGGUAAUGGUACUUCUACUUUUAAAAUAUGCGUUAGCGUUGAAUGACUGUAAUAUCUGUACUUGCUGUAUAGGUGGACUUUCUCGUUGUACAUUCUACAGUAAUGUCAAUCAUUACUGUUUAGACGGUUGUGUUGAUGGAUAUUUUGGUACAAGAUGCACACAUGCUUGUAAAAGUAGUAUAAGAAACUGUCUGACCUGUUCGGAUCAAACUCACUGUACGAGUUGUAGCGAUGGAUACUACGGGCAAUAUUGCUAUGGAUGUCCUUUUCGGUGCUUAACUUGUACUAGUUCUGCCACUUGUUAUAGCUGUAAAACAGGCUAUUAUAGUGGUAAACAAUAUGACAACGACAUACAUGUUUAUUACAAUGACUGCCGUCAUAAUUGCCAACCCAACUGUAAAUCAUGUACAUCAUACUUCACGUGCACUGAAUGUGUAGAUGGGAAAUACAAUACGGCUGUAGGCUGUAGAGAGAGUUGUAAUCGAGCAUGUAAAACCUGCACAUCAAAUAACUAUUGUACCUCUUGUCCAUCUGGAAAAUAUGGGUAUUCUUGUGAGAAUGAUUGUGGAUUCGGAUGUGAAGACCGCAAAUGUGACAUCGGAACAGGAAAAUGUGCUUGUGUUCCUAACUUUAAAGGUAAUAAAUGCGAUCAGUGUUCUAACAGUUGGUACGGUACAAAUUGUAACAAGAAAUGCUCUGCUGGUUGUCUCGGGAAUAUUUGUUCACGUGAUGGGGACUGCAACAGUUGUAGGACAGGGUUUACUGGAAACAAAUGUGACCAUUGUUUGAAGGGUAAAUAUGGAGAAAACUGUGACAUACCGUGCCCAAGGGGCUGCUCUAACGACACCUGUGAAAAUAAUGGAGACUGUUAUAUCUGUAAACCUGGGUUUACUGGAAAGCAGUGUGAUCAGUGUGUGUUAGGAGUUUAUGGGCCUAACUGUGAUAAUAAAUGUAUUGACAACUGUAAACUAUGUCACUCUGGAACCAGUUGCUCCAAAUGUAUUGACAGACACUUUAUAGAAGCAAACAUCUGUCAGCCAUGUCCUUCAAGUUGUGUACGUUGCAGCUCCGAUAUCGAGUGCUCAUUAUGUGAUUCCAACUUUUAUGGACAAAUUUGUAAUGCAAAAUGCUCUAAGAAUUGUAAGGACGGAACAUGUGAUAAAACAAGUGGUGUCUGUCUGUCUUGUGUUGAUGGAUUUUAUGGUGAUUUUUGUGAUGCAUCUUGUCCCGAAAAUUGUGCAGAUAAUGCUUGUACCAAAACUGGAAAAUGUAAUGCUUGUGCAGAAAAUGGAUUUUAUGAUGACACCUGUUCUACUAAAUGUCCAGACCUUUGUAAGGAAUGUCAUCAAGAUACCGGAUCAUGUGUUAUAUGUUCUGCUGGUUAUUUUGGUGUAUCAUGUGAAAAAGAAUGUCCAUUGUACUGCAAGCCAGGGACACAAUGUCAGAAGUCAAGCGGGUCUUGCAGUGAAUGUGCUGAUGGUUACUUUAAUCGUAACUCAGAUUGUAAAAAUAAAUGUAAUGCAAAGUGUAGGACAUGUAAAUAUCAUGACUCCUACUGCACUGCUUGUCCAGAUGGAAAAUUUGGACGAUAUAGGGGCUAUCAGUAUUUUCAUUGCAAUAAUGACUGUCCAUCAGACUGUUUGAAUAAAAGUUGUGAUAGCAUUACAGGAGAUUGUACGUAUGGCUGUGUACGAGGAUACUGGGGGAAGAAAUGCAAAAACGAGUGUCCAAAUAACUGUAAAACUAACGAAUGUUUGAAUAAUGGAACAUGUCUAUCCGGUUGUAAAGAAGGCUACACAGGAUAUAAAUGUGAAUGUCCAAUAAACUGUGAGUGUGAUGCCGAUGAGAAUUGUAUUAGAUGUAAAAGUGGUUUUGAAAACGAGAAAAAGGAGUGCACAUGUUCUAGAUCAUUUUGUUCUGAUGAUAAGUGUAGCAGUUGCUCUAGUUCUAUACUUUACAUAGAAAACGCAUCUUGUUGUCAGUGCAGCAGCACCUGUAAAAACAAUCAAUGUGAAUCAGAACAAAAGUGUACGGACGGAUGUGUAGAAGGAUAUUUUGGCGAUGGCUGUCGAUAUCUCUGUAAAAAUGUCGACCCUCGUUGUUCAGAAUGCACAACAGAUUUCACUCGUCCUACUGGACAAUGUUUACUAUGCAUAGAUGGAUAUUAUCCAGAUAUCACUUCCAAAAGAUGCGUGAAGUGUUCAGAACAUUGUGCAAACGAUCUGUGCUCUCCGCAAAAUGGAACAUGCUUCGGGGGCUGCACAAAUGGAAGAUGGGGAUAUAGAUGCGAAACGAGUUGCAACCAGCUCUGUAGUCCGUGCACUCAGUCUGAUGGUAAAUGUUUAGUAUGCAAAAAUGGCAAAUAUUUAUCAAACUGUAGCCGUCCGUGCAGUGCAAAUUGCAAUGCCACCAAUGGUGUGCAUUUGUGUGCCAUAACCAAUGGCUCUUGUCUAAACGGAUGUAGUUUAUUUACUAAGCAUGGUUGGCAUUGUGAGCUGACCUGCAGUAGUAACUGCUUUAAUCAAACCUGUAGCUGGAAGACAGGUAAUUGUAUAAAUGGAUGUGUUGACAACUUCUAUGGGGACAAAUGUGAUAAAAUAUGCAAUAUGAAUUGUUUAACAACAAAUAAUGAAAGACGUUGCAAUGACAAAUUCGGGCAUUGCUUGUCAGGUUGUUUAGAUGGUUUCUAUGGUAACCUGUGCGAUCAGAAAUGUAGCUCUAACUGUUUUAAUACCACUUGCGAUAAACAGUCUGGAGAAUGUGUACAUGGUUGUAAGACGGGAUAUUCAGGCACAAGGUGCGUUCUAGCAGCUGCACAGACAGGAUCAAAUGGGGAGAGCAUGGGUGUGACGAUUGGUGCAGCAGCAGGCGGUGGACUUUUCCUCGUGAUUAUAACUGUAGUGAUUGUCGUUGUCUUGGUAUUAAGAAGACGUAGAAGAAGUGACAAAAGUGAGGGAAAAGACAUGGUCGAAUUUAAUGACAAUACAGAUAAUUCAGCAGUGACGUACAGUGAAAUCGUAACCACUGGUCUGCCACAUCAGCAAACUGAUGCAGAUGCAGUGUACGCAAAGCCAAACAAACCAAAGAAAAGUGCUAAUAGGGUGAAAUCUUCGAACGAAAGUACUGCUAAACAAACUCCAUUCAACAGUGGUCUGCCACUUCAGCAAACUGAUGCAGAUGCAGUGUACGCUAUGCCAAACAAACCGAAGAAAAGUGUUGAUAGGGUGAAAUCUUCGAACGAAAGUUCGUCUUCACAAAUGCUCAACAAUCCGAACUAUGAGAAACUCCCAACCGACAACGCCGAUAUUGCCAACAAAGAAAAUUAUCGGAAGCCACCAAUUGUGGCCAAACCUGCACCUGUUUAUGACAACAGUGCAAUAAGAACUUUAGUCGCUACACAUGAAUCCGCGGUACAUUCAGAUGAAUCCUCUUUGGAAAUUGAGGAAGACAUUGACAUCAUAAUAGCAUCUAGCAAAACUAAGUCGGUCACACUAGCAGAUGGAUUAAAUGUCACAGAAUCGGAUACAUAUUACAAUGUAACAGCGGUGAAAAAGAGGAAAAUUACGCUCGAUUAUUUGCCUGAUUUCGUAUCAAAGAAGACAAAAGCAGAGUUUGCUGAAGAAUUCAAGCAAUUGCCUCCAGGGUUGAUCAAACCCUAUGUAGACUCACAGAAAAGAAUAAACUUAUCAAAGAAUCGGUACAAGGGAAUAUAUCCAUAUGAUGAAACACGUGUUGUGCUGAAAGAGAGUGAUUCUGACUACAUCAACGCAAGUUACAUAGAUGUAAGGUACAACAAGAGAAAAGCUUAUAUUGCGUCGAUUGGUCCUACCUUUAAGUAUAUGGGAGAUAUGUCUGCUUUCUGGAUAAUGGUGUGGCAGAAGAAAGUAGGCAAGAUUGUCAUGUUGACUAAACUUGACGAAGGAGGGGCGCCAAAAUGUGACCAGUACUGGCCGGAGAAAGAUUUCAGUUUGCAGUAUGCAAGAAUACAAGUCACGUGUCAAAGUGAAGAAAGCUAUGCUGACUAUACCAUUAGGUCAUUCACUAUCCAGAAAGGUUCGGAAAAACGAAAAAUUGUUCAAGUUCACUUUACUGCAUGGCCAGAUAAAGGAGUGCCUGAUGACGUCACAAGCUUGGUAGAAUUUCGUCAGAAGGUCGUCAGUACUAAGACUGAACUAGAAGGUCCUAUACUUGUACACUGCAGUGCCGGUAUAGGAAGAACAGGAACGUAUAUUGCCUUAGAUAGUCUGACAGAGGAAGGUGAGGCUGAAGGGGAAGUUGAUAUAUACGCAUUUGUAAGGAACAUGAGGGAACAGAGAGUUAACAUGAUGCAAACUGCUGGGCAAUAUCAAUACCUACAUAAUGCACUGGUGCACACGCUGACAUUUGAUAGCAAGGCUGUGGAGGCUUCAAAGUUUGAAAAAUACAUGACAUCACACACAGAUGAUCAUCUUGGGGAAAUGUUUGAGAAGCUCCAAGCGUCUGUUGAACAAAGAUCAGACGAUGAAGUAGAUGCCGUUAAGAGAAACCAAGCUUUGAGAAAUAAAAACAGAGUCGGAGCUGAUAUUCCCGGGGACCGAAACCGACCUAAACUGUAUCUAGAGAGAAAACUGGGUUCCUCCGAUUAUAUAAAUGCAGUGUAUAUUAACAGUUAUACAACGAUAAACCGUUAUCUAGUAGCCCAGACACCUCUGCCAGACACUGUUGUUGACUUUUUAACAUUGCUUGUUCAAGAGAAAGUAUCAUGCAUUGUCAGCAUGGAAACCGUUUCUGUCGGUGACAAGACAGUUGGAGAAUAUUACCCGGUGGAUAACCAGACACUUAAGAAAGGCACGUUCACAGUCAAGUCUAAGCGGGAAAAGGACACAGAGCAAUAUGUAAUAAGAAAAUUGGAAAUUGUACACAAAGGAAAGUCUGGUACAGAAGACGUCACAAUUCCACAUAUCCAAUUAACACAGUGGAAUGAGAACAAGAACAUUCCAGAAGAACCAGCAAAGUUUGUACAGUUUGUAAAAGAUGUGGAAGUAAAGUAUGGAGGGAAUAAAUCAAAAGGACCGAUAUUGGUGCAUUGUCUGUAAGUAGAUGUCAGUUU
Mercenaria mercenaria is the source of this 5438-nucleotide messenger RNA. RefSeq lists its product as uncharacterized. Gene Ontology annotation, biological process: protein dephosphorylation. The coding region runs from base 310 to 5424 and encodes 1704 amino acids. The transcript is spliced from 22 exons. Gene Ontology annotation, molecular function: protein tyrosine phosphatase activity. The record is from RefSeq and is a predicted model, not a curated record. NCBI's taxonomy places the organism in Eukaryota, Metazoa, Mollusca, Bivalvia, Venerida, Veneridae.